This is a messenger RNA of Tauraco erythrolophus (red-crested turaco), 1061 nucleotides long. Lineage: Eukaryota; Metazoa; Chordata; Aves; Musophagiformes; Musophagidae. The record is from RefSeq and is a predicted model, not a curated record.
GACCCCAAGAGCUCCCCUCUGCUUCCUCCGGACCUGUUAAAGAGUCUGGCUGCCUUGGAGGAGGAGGAAGAGCUGAUUUUCUCUAAUCCUCCUGAUCUUUACCCAGCUCUGCUGGGGCCUCUCGCCUCUCUUCCUGGACGAAGCCUCUUUAAGUCCCUGCUGGAAAAACCAUCAGAACUGAUGUCUCAGUCGUCGUCUUUCCUGUCCCUUAGUGGCUUUUCUCUUAAUCAGGAAAGAUAUCCAAACAACAGCAUGUUCAAUGAGGUAUAUGGGAAAAACAUGAAUACCAGCACAAAAACAGAAGUCACCCCUUCGGUUGCCCACCAGGAGACUUCACUAUAUUCUCUCUUUGAAGGGACUCCGUGGUCUCCAUCCCUUCCAGCCAGCUCAGAUCAUUCGACACCAGCCAGCCAGUCUCCUCACUCCUCCAACCCCAGCAGCUUGCCAAGCUCCCCUCCAACCCAUAACCACAAUUCUGUUCCCUUCUCCAACUUUGGACCCAUUGGGACUCCAGACAAUAGAGAGAGGAGAGUCGCAGACCGCUGGAAAACAGAUAAACCAGCAAUGGGAGGGUUUGGUCUGGACUAUCUCCCAGCGACAUCAUCAUCUUCGGAGAGCAGCUGGCACCAGUCCAGCGCUCCCAGUGGCACCUGGGCGGCCCAAGGUCCCCCCACUAUGGAGGACUCCUCAGCUGUGCUUAUGGAGAGCCUGAAGUCCAUCUGGUCCAGUUCCAUGAUGCACCCUGGACCCUCAGCCCUGGAGCAGCUGUUAAUGCAGCAGAAGCAGAAGCAGCAACGUGGACAAGGCACCAUGAACCCGCCGCAUUGAGACAAGAGGUGGCAACCCUUGCAAACGAAGGCUCCAUAAACCAUGGCAUGUUGGGUUUGCAGGACUGGCCCACACGGUCCUGCGCAGGUGGCAGCCCUCUCUUCUGUUCCUUGCCGUCAGGAGGGCGUAAGUGCUCCACCGACCCACUGAGUGUGCACAAAACGUCUGCAGUGCAAGAAAACAACAUCAGGAACUCUCCCAUCCCUGGGCCCUCUGGAAGGAGAGAGGAACUG